AUGUCGACAGACACAAUAUUUCGACAUUUGGGCAGACUUAAUGAUUCUCAUACAAGUAUUGGACCGGGCAAGACACGUGAAGAAUAUUUGAAAUUAUUUUCCCGAGCAAGCUAUUCAACACAGAACGAGUGGCCUUAUUCGAGUCCAUUUGCUGGCUUCUAUGAUGUAUCAAACACAAGUACAGGUUUAAUUCUAGUUAAUCAACGACAUAAAUAUUCGCAUUUACGUGGGAAAAUUUUACCUAAAGAAACUAAGUGCCCAUCUGACGACGAUUAUAAAACAUUGUACGAAGCUAUUGUUGAAGCUGAACAAGAACCGAAAGCAAAACACUCACAUAAUACUCUUCUGCCAAGAACACCGGUUGAUCCUUAUCGACAUUUUGAAAGUUCAUUUUCAGUUGACAAUAGCGCAGAGUAUUCGCCUGCUGAAAUAAAUAUGACGCUACGAUCACGUCGACCGCAGACAGCUGGCCCAAUACGAACUCAACGAAAUCGUUCAUUAUCAAUUCCACGUCGUUCUCAUUCAGUAGCAGGGACUACUGAUAGACUUAUUAGUGAAACUAAAACGGAUCCAACAUUUGCUGAGUCACUUUUGCAAUUUUAUCGUUAUGUAUUAGAAAAAUCUCAAAGGCGUAAACUUGGCUUACAACAAUAUCAUAAUAAAGAACCGUCAAAUAGACGUUUAAGACAAAGUGGAAUCUAUCGUAAUCCAUCAUUGACACAUGGUCAAAAAUUAUAUUUACUAGAAAAAUGUCAUAUUUAUGACGUCGAAGAUUCAAGAGCACGUCAUAAGAAUGCUUACGUACAAGUUUUAACUAGACGUUUCAAUUCAGAUUUACACUGCAAGCCUGAAUUUCGUUUAAAUGAUCCAAGAGAUUAUUUUAAAUAUGCAAAGUUUUUAAAAACGACACUUCCAACUGUUCGUCCGUUGAAUACAGGUUAUUUCACUUCCAAAAAACCUCAUCAACCUCGUUUACCCCGUGAUUACAAAAAAGAACCAAUAAACAUUGACUCAAAUAGUUUUCUUGAUAGAAAAGAUUUCAUAACUAGAUCAAAUGGAUUAUUUACGAAUCAGAAAUCAUCUAAAACUAAUAGUUCUAACUCAUCUCGACGUAUUAGUACAUCAUCGCUUUCAACAAACCACACAAAUAAUAUGUCUACUCGUCUUGAUAAGGAACCAAAACAGAUUCCAAAAAUUCCGGUUUUAUCGCGACAAUUACAUGAUUGA
Messenger RNA from Rotaria socialis, 1227 nucleotides. NCBI's taxonomy places the organism in Eukaryota, Metazoa, Rotifera, Eurotatoria, Philodinida, Philodinidae. The record is from the annotation of a GenBank genome assembly.